Vanessa atalanta (red admiral) is the source of this 1806-nucleotide messenger RNA. RefSeq names its product dihydrolipoyllysine-residue succinyltransferase component of 2-oxoglutarate dehydrogenase complex, mitochondrial-like. NCBI's taxonomy places the organism in Eukaryota, Metazoa, Arthropoda, Insecta, Lepidoptera, Nymphalidae. Gene Ontology annotation, biological process: tricarboxylic acid cycle. Gene Ontology annotation, molecular function: dihydrolipoyllysine-residue succinyltransferase activity. The coding region runs from base 293 to 1693 and encodes 466 amino acids. Gene Ontology annotation, cellular component: oxoglutarate dehydrogenase complex. The transcript is spliced from 2 exons. The record is from RefSeq and is a predicted model, not a curated record.
AGCCGCCACCAACUCGAUUUGAAGGCGACGAAAAGGCAUAUCGAAAUUAAUGUAGACCUCGGGUCCCCGACAUUACUAACGAGAAAGCUGCAUCUCGAAUAAAGUGAAGUAUUUAUCUUUAAUACACGUGCGAGCCUAAAUGGCUAUGCUUACGAUAACUAUAAAAUCGAUUAAAUAAGUGCCCGUGUCAUGAGACCCUGAGCUUACAUAACAUUUUGUCUGAAAAUAACUUAUCGGUCAGUGCUAAGAGAUUAUUUACCUCAAGUAAGGGUAACAAAGAGAUCAAAUAAUAAUGUUGCGACGCUGCUCGAAGCAUCUUCAGACUAUAUACCGGAGACAGGGCCAGGGGGUCCGGUUCCGGUCGUCAGAGGUGCCUAAGAUCUGCGGAACAGUGCAGGGGACCCGCAUUCUCAAACCCAGGAUCCUAGCCGCUCACAAUCAGGUCGCCUCCAUUCACUUCACGAACCCACUCUUCGCCGAGCAAGAUGUUCUUACACCAAGUUUCCCUGACUCCGUUUCCGAGGGUGACGUCAAGCUCGAUAAGAAGGUAGGCGAUGCCGUGGCCGCCGACGAAGUGGUCCUCGAAAUCGAGACCGACAAAACGGCGAUACCCGUCAUGGCACCAGACAAUGGUAUCAUCAAGGAGUUCUACGUUAAAGAUGGCGAGACCGUCAAAGCUGGACAGAAAUUGUUCAGGCUAGAAAUUACCGGGGCAGCUCCUAAGAAGGCGGCCGCUGCGCCAGCUCCUGAGCCACCUAAAGCAGAAGCUCCACCCCCACCGCCACCACCGGCAGCUGCGGCGCCUCCUCCACCGCCUCCACCAGCAGCCGCUCCACCACCACCACCACCACAAGCACCGCCAAGACCGGCAGCACCACCACCAGCUGCGCCGAUCUCCUCAAUCCCAGUCGCAGCUAUCCGCCACGCGCAGGCAAUCGAAACCGCCUCCGUCAAAGUACCACCAGCGGAUUACAGCAAAGAAAUCGUCGGCACCCGCAGCGAGCAGCGCGUCAAGAUGAACCGCAUGCGGCAACGUAUCGCUGAACGUCUAAAAGAUGCUCAAAACACGAACGCACUGCUGACUACGUUCAAUGAAAUCGACAUGUCGAACAUCAUGGCAUUCAGGAAGAAGUAUCUGGAUGCUUUCACCAAGAAGUUCGGCGUUAAAUUGGGCUUGAUGUCGCCAUUUGUGAAGGCUUCCGCCAACGCUCUUAUGGACCAGCCCGUCGUAAACGCGGUCAUCGAUGGAACCGAGAUAGUGUAUCGCGAUUACGUAGACAUUUCAGUAGCAGUCGCGACGCCGAAGGGUCUGGUCGUGCCGGUCGUGAGGAACGUGCACAACAUGACCUACGCUGACAUCGAGCUUACGAUCGCGGACUUAGCUGAAAAGGCGAGGAAAGGCAAACUAACCAUCGAGGAGAUGGACGGUGGUACCUUUACGAUAAGUAAUGGAGGUGUUUUCGGUUCAUUAAUGGGUACCCCCAUUGUAAAUCCCCCUCAAUCUGCUAUCCUGGGUAUGCACGGUAUAUUCGAGAGGCCGAUUGCGGUCAACGGUCAAGUGGUCGUCAGACCAAUGAUGUACAUAGCGCUGACAUACGACCACAGAUUGAUCGACGGUCGUGAAGCUGUCAUGUUCCUGAGGAAGAUCAAGGAAGGUGUAGAAGACCCGGCUGCCAUCGUUGCUGGUUUGUAAAGAGAAAGUGUGUCCUUCAGUCGGACGAAUUGAAAAUUGUAAUCUUAGAUACAAUUAAAUUUAAGAUUUCCGGUAAAAUUGCUUUUGGAAUUAAUGGCCGACUGGGGGGGGGG